This is a messenger RNA of Penicillium verrucosum, 1308 nucleotides long. RefSeq lists its product as uncharacterized. Bases 1 to 1308 code for a protein of 435 amino acids. The transcript has 4 exons. NCBI's taxonomy places the organism in Eukaryota, Fungi, Ascomycota, Eurotiomycetes, Eurotiales, Aspergillaceae. The record is from RefSeq and is a predicted model, not a curated record.
AUGCCUCCCGCUUCCGCUACCCAGAAGCUCAAAGACGAGGGGAAGGGCUCCCAAGCUUCAAGCGUCUGUAAGGACCCCGAGAGUCCCAUCUCUGAUGGCCAAGAGAGCAGCUAUUUGAAGGAGCUACAGAAGACACUUCGCAAUGCCAUGAAGAAGUUGAAUUCCCUCGCCAAAGUCGACACCAUCAUCGCUGAAAACCCCGACAAAUCGCUUGAUGAACUGAUUGAGGAGAAGAAGAUCAACAACGACCAGAAGGCCCAGGUCCUGAAGAAGCCUACCCUUCAGGCCACUAUUGCCCAGGCCGAGGAGCAGAUUGGUCACUACAAACAAUUCGCUGUCCAAUACGAGGACCGCUUGGUUGCUCAAAAGGCUGCGCUUGUCAAGGCGCAUGAGGCGGAGCUUGAAGCUGUCCGUAAUAACGCCAUUGCUGAUGCAACCGAGGCCUGUAAGAAGUCACUGCGCCAGCAGUUCUACACCGUGACUAAAUUCUUAUGCGCCGCGGCCAUCCUUCGACGCGACGGUGAUGCUGUCACCACCGAGAGUCGUGCUUUCGAGGGUGUGCUGUUCGAGGUGUAUGCUGGUAACCAGUCUGCAGUCAAUUCGCUACUGAAGAUUGCCGAGGGUGCUGAUGAGAAGGUCAAUGCUGUUGAGGGGACCACACUUGACUUUACCUAUGGCGAUGUGAAGCAAGCAUCUGAUAAGUUCGCUCCUCCUGAGGAGACUACUGAAGUUGUCUCGGAGGCAACCCCCACCACCGUCCCUACGACCGACCCUACCGUGGCCAACGCUGGAUUGACCGAGCUCCAGGAUACCUCUUUCGGCGCUCAGGCUGAGCCUGCAGCUUCCGAGGCUGAUCAGCUGGCCCCUCCUGCGCAGACUCUGGUUUCUGAUGCGGGAAACCCGAUUGCGGAGCAAACCUGGGCUCCUACUACCGAUGAGAGCGGUGAAUGGGUCAAGCUUCCUCGCAACCCUGAUGAGACCGACACUGGCCUCCAGGCUACUCCAGCUAUCGCCGAUGCGGGUUUGAACAACGGUUCUGUUGGCGCUGAAAUUACAACUCAGGGCGAGAACGGUGCCAAGUCUGGUGGACGCCGCCGUCACGGACAGCGUGGUGGCCGAGGCCGGAAUGACGCUAAGCGUGCUGGUGAGGGCCGUGGUGAGGGUCGUGCUGGUGAGGGCCGUGGUGAGGGCCGUGCUGGUGAGGGUCGUGGACGUGGUGGACGCCGAGGCGGUCGUGGUGGACGUGGCCGAGGCGGUGCAAGUGGCCCUGCCUCUGGCUCGGCGGAAGCUCCUGCCGCCAGCGAGUAA